Messenger RNA from Pyricularia oryzae 70-15, 825 nucleotides. RefSeq names its product signal peptidase I. Bases 153 to 671 code for a protein of 172 amino acids. NCBI's taxonomy places the organism in Eukaryota, Fungi, Ascomycota, Sordariomycetes, Magnaporthales, Pyriculariaceae. The record is from RefSeq and is a predicted model, not a curated record. The transcript has 3 exons. Gene Ontology annotation, cellular component: signal peptidase complex; membrane. Gene Ontology annotation, molecular function: serine-type endopeptidase activity.
CAAAGCCAAAUCGUCAAGAACACAUCGCCCAUUGUCACCGCAACACCCACGCGCCUGCUCUUAUUCUUCCUCUCCACCAGGAACCCGAUCACUGCGAUACUGCGCGACUGCGAAUUUUACCUUCUUUUGGCCCGCCUACCGCGUCACCAGCCAUGUUGUCCUCAUUAGGGAACCCGAGGCAAGCGGCCACGCAGCUGCUCAACUUUGCCCUGAUUCUGUCGACAGCAUUCAUGAUGUGGAAGGGCCUCUCUGUCGCGACAGACUCCCCUUCGCCAAUCGUCGUGGUCCUCUCGGGGUCCAUGGAGCCUGCUUUCCAGCGUGGUGAUUUACUCUUCCUCUGGAACAGGAAUAUAGUUCAAGAGACGGACGUGGGCGAGAUUGUGGUCUACAACGUCAAGGGCAAGGACAUACCGAUUGUGCACAGGAUCGUGAGGAAGUUUGGCGCAGGCCCCAAAGCCAAGCUCCUCACCAAGGGCGACAACAACGCGGCAGACGACACGGAGCUGUACGCCAAGGACCAGGACUACCUCGAGAGGAAAGACAUCAUUGGCAGCGUCGUGGCGUACAUACCGUUUGUCGGCUACGUUACCAUCAUGCUUUCGGAGCACCCUUGGAUGAAGACUGCGAUGCUGGGAAUCAUGGGACUUAUGGUGGUGCUACAGCGCGAAUAGGUGUGGCCUGGGGAGAAAGUUACUUUUUUUGGGCUUCUUCGGAGGCCUUUUUUUCGUAUCGUCUUGGUAUGAAAGUUUUCCAGCUUAGCAAACAUAAGAGAAAAAUUGCCCGAAAUGGGAAAUUGUCGCCUUAUUGCCUCGCUGCAGAUUCGCG